AUGAAGUUCCUCACUACACUGAUGUUGCUUUCAAUCGGUGCGUCCCAGACAAUGGGAUUGUCGAUACCUCGCGCCAUGGCUGCCGGCCCCGUCGCCGAGGAGGCUGUGACUGACUAUGGAAAGCGAGCGAUGGCUGCUGGUCCUGUCGCCGAGGAGGCUGUGACUGACUAUGGAAAGCGAGCGAUGGCUGCUGGUCCUGUUGCCGAGGAGGCUGUGACUGACUAUGGAAAGCGAGCGAUGGCUGCUGGUCCUGUCGCCGAGGAGGCUGUGACUGACUACGGAAAGAGAGCGAUGGCUGCCGGCCCCGUCGCCGAGGAGGCUGUGACUGACUAUGGAAAGCGGGCGAUGGCUGCUGGUCCUGUCGCCGAGGAGGCUGUGACCGACUACGGAAAGUGA
Messenger RNA from Penicillium robsamsonii, 396 nucleotides. RefSeq lists its product as uncharacterized. Lineage: Eukaryota; Fungi; Ascomycota; Eurotiomycetes; Eurotiales; Aspergillaceae. The transcript has a single exon. The record is from RefSeq and is a predicted model, not a curated record. Bases 1 to 396 code for a protein of 131 amino acids.